Messenger RNA from Phascolarctos cinereus (koala), 1059 nucleotides. The record is from RefSeq and is a predicted model, not a curated record. NCBI's taxonomy places the organism in Eukaryota, Metazoa, Chordata, Mammalia, Diprotodontia, Phascolarctidae.
AUGACACCACAAGCCAAAGGUCACCAAGGUCUGUCUGCAGGCAACCUCUCUGUAGAGCAUCCUGGACAUCAUUCAGAAGGGACGGAGCUCUGUGUUGACCAGGCUUGGGACCAGGAGAAGGGUAGCAGCAGCAGACAGGACGUGUGGGAAUCAGGAGAAUUCACACCAGAUUUCCAGGAGCUGGAAAGCGGGGUGCUUCAGCACAUGUCUGAGUGGCAUGGACUGGCUAGUUUGUCCCAAGAAGACUUCCAGGAGAAAAGGCCAAAGGAGAUGGGUUCCCAGGAGGCCCAGCUGGCUGGCCUGAGGCAGGAGAUGGUGGCCGUCAGCCAGAGACAGGCUGCAGUGGCCCAAGAAAUACACUUUUGGCGAGAAAAGAUGGUGGCCCUGCGCAGUGACAUGAGUCCCCUGAUGGAGUCUCAGGUCCCAGCUUUAAUCCAGGAAUGCUUUGUUGGAGACAAGGGCACUAAGGCCAGACUUAUACAGCUAGAGGAGGUGCAGGCUCAGCUUUGGGACCUGGAGCAAAGAGUCCCAAGUCAUAUGGCAGAGGAGCAGGACAAGACUGCCAGCAAAGUUGCUGCUGACUUGAGGCUGACCCUUCUGGAGGAAGGAGUGACCACUAGAGUGACAGAGGAGAAAGUGCAUGAGAUCGUGCAGCAGGCCCUGAAACUCUAUAAUGAUGAUCUCAUUGGGCUGGUGGAUUAUGCCCUGGAGUCCUCAGGGGCCAGCAUCCUUAGUAGCCGCAGCUCAGAGACCUAUGGCACCAGGACGGCCGUAAUCAGUCUGUUUGGAAUCACCUUGUGGUAUCAUUUCCAGACCCAAAGAGCCAUCCUCCAGCCAAAUGUCUACCCCAGCAACUGCUGGGCAUUCUGGGGCCCCCAGGGCUUUGUUGGGGUUCGCUUGUCUGCCCACAUCCACCUUACUGCCGUCACUUUGGAGCACAUGCCCAAAGCCCUGUCCCCAGUCAGCAACAUCACCAGCGCCCCCAAAGACUUUGUCAUCUUGGGGCUCAAUGAAGAUUCCCAGGUGGAAGGGCCUGGCCCUUGCACAGUUCACCUAUGA